AUGGAAUUACAAUAAAAAAUCCAAAAAUUGAUAGACUAGAUGAGGGAUAAUGUAAGCAAAGCGACAGGUAAAAGAAAUGAUAGUAUUGAUUACCAAUUGUUGACUGAUUUAAGGAAGAGUCAUAGAGAACUAUAUAAAAGUAUAGAAGGUAAUAGGCGUACAAAUUAAUUGGAAAAAGAUUAGUUGGACAAGUAGACAAUCAACUCUGAAUGUUUGAAGUACUCAAAAACUUAAUUGUAAUUGCAAAUAGGAUAAUUCAAAGGCUUGCAAACAAAUCAUUACAAUUAAAUUAAAAAGCAACUUGAUUUGGAGGAUAAAAAUCCAUUGGAUCAUAAUAACGAAAUCUUGCAUAAGUUGGAAACAGAAUUAGAAGUUCGAAGAGAGAAGAAGAAAAAAUAUGAGGAAAUCACAAAUGAGUUCGAACAUCUGCAAUAACACUAAGAAUAAAAGAAGUCCCAAUAUUUUCAAGUAUUGCCAGAUUUGCUUAGGUAAUCAUAAUCGCAUCUCAUACCAGCAUUGAAUAUGUUUGAAAUUCCUCAUUUAGCACUUCCAUCUCAACAGGAAUUCUUUUAAUAGUUGCCUUAACCAUUACAUUAAAUUUAUUAAAAAUUACAAACUAAAUUCAUACAAUUAGAAAUCAUUUCACAUCCAAUUGCAGAUAGCAUUUACAAAUAGUCACAAUUCGAAUUGAAGGUAACAAUAGAAUCAGGAAUAUUUGAUCAGAUCGCAUUAAAUUAUUUAGGAGUUAAGUUGGAAUAAUUUUAUGAAAAUAUAUACCCAUUUUCAUUUAGUAUUAGAUACUUUACAACAUUGGAUAAGAUUGUAUUCUAAGUAGAUCGAAAAAAUCAAAUAACAUCCGAAGAAUUGUUCUGUGGAUUAUUUUAAGGAGAUCCUGGAGAACCCAUAUUUGUUAAUGCAAAGAGUGAUGAAGAAAUUAACAUUAAUACUAAAUAUAUGACAUUCCGAUGGGCUAAAUUGUUAACUGGAUUUGAGUUGAGUGCUCAAUAGUUCUAUCUCCAAUUACAGAAAAGAAUAUACAAUAUAUAAUUAAUCAAAAUUCAAUUACAGAAAUUGUAAAAAAAUGAGUUGCUUACAAAUUUUCCUGGAAUGAAUUUUGAAUAGAAAUAUCAAUUAAAAUACUUUGGUAAUUGUCAAAUCAACGAUGACACUCCAUUUUGGUAUAAGUUUUGUUUGGGAGAGAGUUUAAUUUACAAAUAAAAUAAGGACACAACCCUAUUAGUUGAGGACAAAACCUUAUAAUCAUAUAUUUAAUUGAAUUAUAGAUUUGAAGGCCAAGCCGAACAUCUACACGACUGUUACAAAAUGGUACUAGCUAAAGAUGAUUAACAAAUAGAGAUUGGUAUCAUAGUGCCAUUAAGUUAUCCUCAACAGUCAGUACGCUACCAAAUUUUAUCUACUUAAAAUAUUAGUAUUUCUUAAUAUGAAUUUUUCACAAUUUGCAAAAAUCUGGGUAAUUGUUUAAUCGAAGGACUUUAAUUAUCAUAUCAAAUCUUAAGAAUUAUUGAAUAAUUAUCAGAGAGAAGAUAAAAGAUGUAAUAUUUUCUAAAACAUUAAUGA
Molecule: messenger RNA, 1578 nt
Organism: Paramecium tetraurelia
Lineage: Eukaryota; Ciliophora; Oligohymenophorea; Peniculida; Parameciidae
Exons: 2
Source: RefSeq, a predicted model, not a curated record